This is a messenger RNA of Pogona vitticeps (central bearded dragon), 1442 nucleotides long. NCBI's taxonomy places the organism in Eukaryota, Metazoa, Chordata, Lepidosauria, Squamata, Agamidae. The record is from RefSeq and is a predicted model, not a curated record.
CCAUGUGGAGACUUUGGACCGGUUGGUAUUGGGCUUGGGGGUGGGUCAGAAGGAGCAGAAAACAAUCAGUGAGAGAGAGAAAGACAAAGAUGGAAGAACUGGCAAAGCAAUCCUUUGUAGCCAUCUGUAGUGGGAGUGCAGGGAGGAAGGGCGGUGAUGUGCCGGUUGACGGAUUGAUACUGAUGGUUUGUGGGAACCUUUCCCUGCCCUUGGAGAGGUUGUUUUGGCUCCUUCCAUGCACCUACCUCAUUUCUUUUGAAUCCAUGAACCAUCGUCAUAAUGUGAAGCAUAACCUGGCAUGGCGCUCAGAACCUGAGAUCUGUAUCUGCUUGCCUUGAGGGACAAAGAAGGUUCAUCAUACCUGAGUCUCCUGCUAAAAAACCUGACUUUGUGGACAACCAUAUCCCAGGACAGCCCUUUCACGUUGGUCUAUCAUCUACUAGUAUACGUAGUUAUGCCUCCUAGAAAGAAUACAAGGCUCCCAAGCUGGUAGCCCUUACAACUCAUGACUUUGGAAUGGGAUUAAAGAAACUACAUCCCUGUCAACAUGCUUGACCAGCCGAACGAACGAAAACCACUUACCUUUACCAGAUUAACAACUACCGUAUCGUCAUCAAACCGUCGAUUCACAGUUCCUGCUGUAUCUCAUAGGUUAGAAGAGCUGUCUCAGUCCAAGAAGGCUCAUACAGAUGUCAGAAAACCAAGAUCCACUCCUGAAUGGUCUGUGGCAGUCUCAGCUAUGAGAGCAACGGCAUCUCCUAGAUUGAAGGAACUGGCACAGCCCCGACCUUACCCAGCUGGUUGGAAGUUCCAUCGCUCCCCUUAUUCUGUGGUGACUAAAGCAGCACUGUCAGCUUUACCUUCUGAACGGAUUACUGUUCUUGCUAAGCCAAGAGUAAGAACAGAUGCAAACACGGUGCACACAAAAUAAUUCAAGGAGCUGUUGUUGGAUUUCAGAAGUUUUGUGAACACUUGAAGCCCUGGACCUACAUCUCUGAUUAUGGCAAUUCUUGCUGAGUUUCGAAGGCUGAUGUCAUCUAUGCUCGCAGUCCACACAUUCUUGAAAUUAGCCAUGCAGUUGUUUGAGUUAUAUGGUCAUUGCACAUCCUUGACUUUGGCCAGUUUAGGGACGUGAUUAAAGGAUCCUGCACACAUCAUAUGGCUGUGGCUGUGAUGUUUCAUAAGUUUGAAAUACCUCCCAAUUAGUCUACCAUUUGCUUGCAUGAACCUUUGGUCAUCCAAAGACAUAGGUUUUAUCACAGCUUUGAGGUGCUCCUCUGUCUUGCAAGAAAGCAUGUGUUAACUUUGAUUUAAUCAAGAUACAUCGAGGCAAGUCUGAGUUCCAACACCAGCUGUGAUCCUAAUUUAUGAAUGGUGUAGCGAUCACCCUGCUUUGGGUCAGGUAGAAGAUUAUUUGCAUGUACCAAUGAGAGCAGUUGGGA